Molecule: messenger RNA, 1368 nt
Organism: Lathyrus sativus (Indian pea)
Lineage: Eukaryota; Viridiplantae; Streptophyta; Magnoliopsida; Fabales; Fabaceae
Source: the annotation of a GenBank genome assembly
AUGGCCUCUCACAAUCACCACCGUUCAAUCCCUGACAUCAACGGCUCUCACCCCACUCCCAAAAAACCUAAACUAUCUUCACCUUCUUCCUCCGCCAUAACCGUUUCCGAGAUUGAAUCCGAAUUCUCUCACCAUGACGCUGCCGUUGCUCGCAUCAACAACGGCAGUUUCGGUUCCUGUCCGUCCUCCGUCAUCUCCGCUCAACAGAAAUGGCAACUCAAAUACCUCCGUCAGCCUGACCACUUCUACUUCAACCAUCUCAAACCGGCAAUCGACAAUUCACGUUCGAUUAUCAAAGGCCUAGUCAACGCGGAGCAUCUUGAUGAAAUCUCUAUUGUUGAUAACGCUACCACCGCUGCUGCUAUUGUUCUUCAACACACUGCCUGGUGUUUCCGUGAAGGAAAGUUCGACAAAGGUGACAUUGUCGUUAUGCUUCAUUAUGCUUAUGGUUCUGUUAAGAAAUCUAUGGAGGCUUAUGUCACUCGUGCUGGUGGAAAAGUGAUUGAAGUUCCUCUUCCUUUUCCGGUGAGUUCUAAUGAAGAGAUUGUUAGUGAGUUUAGAAAGGCUUUGGAGAUAGGAAAAACUGAUGGUAAAAAGGUUAGGUUAGCUGUGAUUGAUCAUGUGACUUCUAUGCCUUGUGUUGUCAUUCCUGUUAAGGAGUUGAUUCAAAUUUGUAGAGAGGAAGGUGUUGAACAGGUUUUUGUUGAUGCUGCUCAUUCUAUUGGGUGUACUGAUGUUGACAUGCAGGAGAUUGGUGCUGAUUAUUACACUAGUAAUUUGCAUAAGUGGUUUUUUUGUCCACCUUCGGUUGCGUUUUUGUACUCGAGAAAAAAUACUAAAACUGCUGCUGGUGGUGGUGGUUUGCAUCAUCCUGUGGUGUCUCAUGAGUACGGAAAUGGGUUGGCUGUGGAAAGUGCUUGGAUUGGGACAAGGGAUUAUAGUUCUCAACUGGUGGUUCCUGAUGUUUUGGAAUUUGUGAAUAGGUUUGAAGGUGGUAUUGAAGGGAUUAAGAAGAGGAAUCAUGAAGCUGUUGUUGAGAUGGGAGAGAUGCUGGUUAAGGCUUGGGGAACUCAUCUUGGGAGUCCUCCACAUAUGUGUGCUAGUAUGAUUAUGGUUGGUCUGCCUACUUGUUUGGGGAUUCAUAGUGAUUCUGAUGCUCUGAAGUUAAGGACACAUCUCAGGGAUGUUUUUGGAGUUGAAGUUCCUAUCUACUAUAGACCACCUAGAGAUGGAGAAGUGGAGCCUGUAACGGGGUAUGCUCGGAUCUCUCAUCAUGUUUACAAUAAAGUAGAGGAUUAUUACAAGUUUAGGGAUGCUGUUAACCAACUUGUGGGAAAUGGGUUUGCUUGUACUUUUCUUUCCAACUGA